Messenger RNA from Yarrowia lipolytica CLIB122, 1890 nucleotides. RefSeq lists its product as uncharacterized. Gene Ontology annotation, cellular component: nucleus; cytoplasm. NCBI's taxonomy places the organism in Eukaryota, Fungi, Ascomycota, Dipodascomycetes, Dipodascales. Gene Ontology annotation, molecular function: protein serine/threonine kinase activity; ATP binding. Gene Ontology annotation, biological process: protein phosphorylation. The record is from RefSeq and is a predicted model, not a curated record.
AUGUCUACGUGGAAAAAAAUCAAAGAAGGCCACCUGUCAGCCUUCUCCUCAAGGCCGUCGUCUAACUCCACGGCCACCAUAAAGGAGUCGCCCACUAACACCAAACGAGACACCCUCAGCUUACCGUCCGUGUCCACCAACGCUCCUGGCGGAUAUGAGAAGCUGACCCCCACAAGCUCCACCAGCAGCAAGGCACCCAGCGGAGAGUGGUCGCGAGAGUCCACACACAGUUACACCCCACGAGACUCACGAGACUCACGAGACACUGCCUCUUCCGCCACCUCCACUUCGUGUGCCACUCCUGCUGCUCCUCCGGCCCCUCACCUGUCACACUCCUUCAAGCCCGGCCUGUUGACAGUCAACAUUGUCGAAACCAAGGGCUUGUCGCUGCCUCCCAGCUAUGCCAAGUAUGCGAGCCUGUUUGCACCUGAAAAACAGCUGGUUAAGGAUUCCAACACAAUGUCUUCUGCCCGACGAAUGACUCCUCCCCCAGUGUACCUGGUGUUGGAGUUUGACAAGACGCAGCUGGUGCUGGAGGCCACAGGAGGAACGCUGGAGAACCCCAUCUGGAAGGCCCAGUCGUCGUUCGACGUGUCGCGUCCGGAGCCCCUGAGCAUCAACCUGUACGCCAAGCUGAGCGCCGGACUGGUCAAGCCCAGUGAGAUGGAGGGACUGGGACUCAGUAGCAGUAUUGGGGGCAACGGCAGCAUGAGCAGCGUAAACUCGUCCUCCAAGAGAUCGUCUGCCACGCCUAAGUACAUUGAUAUCUUCCUUGGCUCGGUGAAACUGACCCCCAACUUCACCCCCGCGUCUUCGUUCGACGGAUAUCAGGCUCUGUCGUCUGGUACAGGAAAAAUCCACCUCAAGCUGGAUUACAAGCCUACACGUAACGAGCCCCUGUCCAUGAAGGACUUUGAGCUGCUCAAGGUGAUCGGUAAGGGCUCGUUUGGCAAGGUGAUGCAGGUGCGCAAGAAGGACACGCAACAGAUUUACGCGAUAAAGACGAUUAGAAAAGCGCGAAUCGUGUCGCGGUCCGAAGUCACACAUACGCUCGCGGAGCGAACGGUACUGGCCCAGAUUGAUAACCCGUUCAUUGUGCCGCUCAAGUUCUCGUUUCAAAACCCCGACAAGCUCUACCUUGUACUGGCUUUUGUCAACGGAGGAGAACUGUUCCACCACCUGCAAAACGAAAAGGUGUUUGAUCUGAACAGAAGCCGGUUCUACACUGCCGAACUGUUGUGUGCGUUGGAGUGUCUGCAUGAGUACAAUGUCAUUUACCGAGAUCUCAAGCCCGAAAACAUUCUACUGGAUUACGUCGGCCACAUCGCGUUGUGUGAUUUCGGUCUUUGUAAGCUCAAUAUGGAGGGCCAGGAGAAGACUAACACUUUCUGCGGUACUCCCGAGUAUCUGAGUCCUGAAAUUCUGCUGGGCCACGGAUACACCAAGACAGUCGACUGGUGGACUCUGGGUGUUCUUCUCUAUGAGAUGCUCACUGGACUGCCUCCUUUCUACUCGGAAAACACCAAUGAAAUGUACCAGCGAAUCCUGAACGAUCCUUUGCGGUUCCCCGACGACAUGGACCGAGAGGCACGAAGCAUUCUUACUGGUCUGCUCAAUAGAGAUCCCAAGAAGCGGCUGGGAGUCAACGGAGCCGCCGAGAUCAAAGCCCAUCCGUUUUUCAACGAGAUUGACUGGAAACGGCUUAUGGCCAAGAAGUAUACUGCUCCCUUCAAGCCCAGCGUGCGGUCUGCGACUGACACGAGCAAUUUUGACCGAGAGUUCACCAGCGAGGUGCCCAGCGAUUCUGUGGCCAACGACUAUCUCAGUGAAAGCGUGCAGAAGCAGUUUGGAGGAUGGACGUUUACCGAAAAGAAUGAGCAUAUGCAUUAG